CCCCUUCCCUCCCCUCCCUCCCUCCUUCUCCUCCCGUGCCUCCGCCUCCCAGCCUCCCUCCUCCUCCUCUUGCUGCUGCUGCUGCUGGUUGGGGCACGUGCGCCGGGGGCUGGGGGGUCAGGCUGGCAGAGCGCGUGCCCCUCGGGCCUCAAGCGGAAGGGAGCCGGGCAGGCAGGGCCAGCUCCUAGACCAGAGAGGGUCGAGGCUGGCACCCCUGGAUCUCCUUCCUCCUCCUCCUUCUCUUGCUGGCUGCAUGUGCCACUUUGGUGCCCGCCCUAGAAGCGCCUCCCAGCCUGGGCUUCACUCUUGCUGCUACUGCUGCUGUUUCUGCUGCAAAGGCAAAGAGCCCUGUGCCCAGCAUGGAUGAAGGGAUGCCACCUUUGCCAGACAGGCCUUUGCUGCUGGAACCUCGGGACUUCCUUGGACUGGAUUACCCAUCCUUAUAUAUGUGCAAACCCAAGAGAGGCAUGAAGAGAGAUGAGAGCAAGGAAACCUACAAACUGCCGCACAGAUUGAUAGAGAAGAAAAGGCGAGACAGGAUUAAUGAGUGCAUUGCUCAGCUGAAAGAUUUAUUGCCGGAGCAUCUCAAGCUGACAACACUGGGGCAUCUGGAGAAAGCUGUGGUUUUGGAAUUAACUUUGAAACACUUAAAAGCUUUAACCGCCUUAACAGAGCAACAGCACCAGAAGAUCAUUGCUUUGCAGAAUGGGGAGCGAUCCCCGAAGUCCCCAUCUGCUUCUGCUGCUGCCUCCCUUCCCCCUUCGGAGCUGGCUGCCUUCCACUCGGGCUUCCAGAGCUGCGCCCAGGAGGUGCUUCGCUUCCUCUCUCGGGGGGGCUCCCAGGAGAGGCUCCCUCGGGAGCUGCUGGGCCACCUGCACUCGCUCUGCGCCGGCUUCCUCCCGGGGAGCUCCCUGCCGCCGGAUCCUGUCCGGAGCAAGGCCCAGCAGGGCCAGCCUCGCUGCGUCCCGGUCAUCCAGAGGACUCAGGCCCCGCAGCCUCCCCAGCAGCAGCAGCAGCAGCAGCAACAGCAGCAGAGCCUCAGCGAGACCGACACCGACACGGACAGCGGCUACGGCGGGGAAGGCGAGGCCAGGCUGGAGGGCGAGAAGAAGGCCAUCAAACAAGAGGAAGAGGAGGAGGAAGAAGAAGAGGUGGCUGCCAAGAGGAGGAAGGGGGCAGACUGCUUCUGGAGGCCCGACCCGGCCUUGCUGGGCUCCUGGGUGGCCCUGGGAGCAGCCCCAGGAUCGGGCCCAGGAUCAGGAUCGGGCCCCCCUCUGGGGCAGCAGCAGCAUCCCCCUCUCUGCCUGCCCUUCUACUUCAUCGCCCCUUCCUCCUACCUGCAGCCUUUCCUGGACAAGAGCCCCCUGGAGAAGUAUCUCUACCCAGCCGCAGCAGCAGCAGCAGCCUCGCCUCCCUUCCCUCUGCUCUACCCAGGCCUCCCGGCUCAGGCAGCAGCAGUAGCAGCAGCGGCAGCAGCAGCCUUCCCUCGCCUCUCCUCCUCCUCCUCCUCCUCCUCCUCGGUCCUCCUUUCUCCGGACGGGGCUGCUCCUCCGCCUCUGCUCAAGGCGGCCAUGGAGGCCGAUCUCCCUCCCCAAGAAGAGGAGAGUCCCCCAGAGACUCUGGCCAGGCAGCAGGGCAUCAGAGACAAAAGCCAUUAGGAACCAGCAUGAAAGGACCCAGGGUUGGGAUCGGAUGGAUGCCCUCUGAGGAGCCCUUCCAGGCCAGACUGGUCCUCAGCCACUGGCCUCUUCCCUUCUUGGUCCAGGAGGAGGUCUCUGUUGGGAAGAGAGGGAUGGCCCUUUCCUUUCCCCAUCUCAGCCUUUGGGCCUCCAGAUGCUUUGGACUACAGUUCCCAGAAGCCCCGCUCAAUAUACUCAUGGUUCAGGAAUUCUGGGAGUUGAAGUCUCCAAAAAUCUAGAGGGGUCUCUGAGAAGAGAGGGAUGGUCCCUUCUUUUUCCCCAUCUCAAGGCUCUUAAGUCAAUGGUUCUCCACCUUGGGGCCCUCCAGAUGCUUUGGACUCCAAUUCCCAGAUGUCCUACUCAAUAGGCUCAGGGAUUCUGGGAGUUGAAGACUCCAAAAAUCUAUAGGGCCAAAGGUUGAGAACCCACUGCUCCAAGUGGUUCCUAAAGUCUGUUCCUCCAGAUCUUUUGGACUCCCACUCCCAGAAGCCUCAGAUCCUUUGGACUUCAACUCCCAGAAGCCUUGGCCAUCUGUCAGGAACUCUGGGAGGCGAAGUCCCAAAAUAUUUGGAGGACCAAAGUUUGGGAAUCGCUGCUCUAAAGCAAUGGUUCCCACAUUUUGGCCCUUAAGAUGUUUCGGACUUCCAUUCCCAGAAUCCUUGACUGUUGUUGGCCAAACUGCCUGGGACUUCUGGGAGUUGAAGUGGAAAACACCCAGAGGAUCGUAGUUGGUGCACCACCGCAGUCUAUUAAAGGCACCUUCUCUUUCUCUCAUAUAGGGAACUAAUCCAGGUAGGCCUCACUUUGACUGCCAUGGUUCAGUGCUGUGGAAUCCUGGGGGCUGUAGUUUGUUGUGGCAGGAGAGCUCUCUGACAGAGAAGGCGGAUUCCUUGCCAAACUACAAUUCCCAGAAUGCCAUCUCAUGGAGCACUGGCAGUGAAAGGGGAGCCAACCUGGAUUGUUUCUGGAUGCGGCCUUGGGUCCAAAACACACUGCAGAAAUAAUCCAGUUUAACUGCCCUGGCUCAAUGCUAGGGGAUUCUGGGAAAUGUAGUUUUGUGAGACAUUU
This is a messenger RNA of Sceloporus undulatus (fence lizard), 2747 nucleotides long. It is a transcript of the gene BHLHE41, whose product is annotated as basic helix-loop-helix family member e41. The coding region runs from base 360 to 1658 and encodes 432 amino acids. Gene Ontology annotation, molecular function: RNA polymerase II cis-regulatory region sequence-specific DNA binding; DNA-binding transcription factor activity, RNA polymerase II-specific; protein dimerization activity. Gene Ontology annotation, cellular component: nucleus. Lineage: Eukaryota; Metazoa; Chordata; Lepidosauria; Squamata; Phrynosomatidae. The record is from RefSeq and is a predicted model, not a curated record. Gene Ontology annotation, biological process: regulation of neurogenesis; anterior/posterior pattern specification; circadian regulation of gene expression. The transcript has 5 exons.